GUGAUGAUGCGGGUCUGGCCGCUGGUGCUGGAGAGCGUGAUGAUGGUGCUCAUGUGGGUGGCCAUCGUGGCCAUGGGAAUGACGAUGUUUCUGUUCUUCGCCUUCGCCCAAUAUCUGCACAUGAUCGCCUUCACCACCGUGCUCGGCCUCCUGCACUUCAUCCUCAACGUGUGGCUCGUCUCGCUAUUGCGCGGGAGUGUGAACCGCCGCCUCCUCGCAUUCCUGGCCCUCACACAGACGACGCCGCUCUUCUUGCUUUGCCGUAGGGCGUGGCGAUCCUUCGUGGCCGGGUGGGAGAAGAACCAGGUAGCAAAAAAACGCAAGGCGCUGAGGGCCAAGUACGCCCUUUGCAAUGGAAAAAAAUCUUCGUCGAUGCAACUGCCCGAAAUCACGGAGCAGCACACCUACAGCAGCUGCGUACCUCCGCAGUCAAAACCUGCCGCACCUCCCGUCAGCACCACUGACGAUGGGACUCCAGCACCUGACGCAGUGGAGACUGGUAACCACCUGGUGCCCAUCAAGGUGACUCCUACCAAGUUCCUGCCCAACACCAAAACCAUCAAACUUUCCUUUGACGAACAGGAAGAGAUCUACGCCGGAGAACGCAAACUUUACAAAUUCGUCGCGAGGAACAUCCAGUCACUCUACGCCGAGGAGAAGAGGCUGUCGUACCACAUCAUCGUGGACGCAUCGCAGGCCGUCGUUCACGUCUCCAGGUCAGGCGUUUGUGCUGAAGAAUUUCCUGACCGCACUGUGAAGAAGGACCCCCUUACACUGUGCAAUGAUACCCAUUAUAUAGUAAACUUUGUGAAAGGGCUCGGCUAUCAAACCAUUGGGGUCACGAAGAGAACCAAGGAUGAAGUGCAGAGCUUUACAGACGGGGACUUGAACAAACUCGUCUGGCUGCUGGUGUGGCCCUACGUCUUCCUCCUGAUCUUCUCGGUUUUAGAUCACAGGCAAAACUUUGUUCUAUUUAGAGGAGAAAUUGACAUUGCUGUUGCGAGUCCUGUGCUGGGCGUGAUCGUGUGGCUCGUGACGCAGCGAGGGCUCGACGACCCUUGGAGGAACACGCUGAUUCUCAUCCCGCUGCGGCUGUGCUUCACCGUGAGCAGAACCAUCGUCGUGUGCGCCAUCGGCACGACGUGGGCAGGCAUCGGCGUCGCAGCCUUUGCCUACGUCUCCGCCAAGAUCGUCGGGCUCCUCAGCAUCGCAGCCCACAUCACUUACGCCAAACUGAGGAAAAACAUCGAGCUCUACAGCGACGCGAUGGAAAAGUACACCUAUAAUCCCAUGUACGAACCUGUCGUCCAGGUCGCGGAGAGUCUGGUGUACUGCUGCUGGGCGAUUUGGUGGCAUAUGUACAGUCUUACUCCCGAUUACAUGGAGACUGGUAUCUUGCUGAUGGUCAUCAUUAGUCAGGUUGCUGGCUUAACCUGGCUGUGGUUCAUGAGGGCCUUCCUGAAGGAGCCGCUGCAGGACCCAAUGCAGGUGCUGCAGAUUGUAAAGGACAGGGAGUUUAGCAGAACCGAUUGAAAAUGUUUUCUGAAAAGACUUGCCAUCCCCUGUAUGCCAGUUUUGCUACAAGCCAAAGUGGAUUGUAUAUUUUAUGAUAGGUCUGUGUGAUGACCAGUCUGCCUAUCGUUGAUUUCAAGACUGGCAUGUUUCAUCCAUUAAAAUGCGAAUCUCUGUAAACUUCCAUCUGGUGCACCGCCAUGCAGCAGACGCGGCGUUCUACUUUAUGGUCCUGAUAGCUAGAUAUUUUCACUAAGUCUGUAAGUAAAGCCAAUGAAGUAAUGAAUCUCACACAUCCUACUAAAUAAUAUUUAUUCUCAUAUGACUCUCCGUUUUUCCUCUGUCAUCUGCGCUUAAUGGAUGCUAGCUAUAGCCGUGCUUUCAGUCAUGAACUUGGCAACGGUCCAGCUUCCUUCACGUCGAGGUUCAUAUGAAUCAAACCCAUACUCUUUAUGAUUCAAGUUCCCAUGUGAUUAUCAUGCAUAACAUAGGGAGAGAGCCUUCAUAGAGAGCCCGCAUGAACGAGCGAGAAAGGCAGAACAUGGACAGAGAGGAGGCGAGGAAAGGCAUCUGCUGAGAGCGAGUGAAUAGGAGAGGUCGAAGUGGAGGAUUCAGACCUCAGACCUGGUUUCCAAUGUGAUAUUCUUUUUAUUGUUUUUGAAGUUUAUGAGAUUGUUUUAAAUAAAGUGUGAAACAUUUUUUUUCUUAUAAUAACCCAGAACAGAUAAAAAACAAGCUCAAUCAAAAACAAGUAUACGCGCUUCAUAUACACUGCUUAUAAAUAUUUGUGGAUUGAUUCACCUUUUUAAAAUGUGCAUUCAGACAACGAAACAUUUGGUUACACCGAAUUUUGAUAAACCACUGGAUAAACACAAUAAACCUUUGCGAAUCCCAGAACAAUCAAACAAAAAUAUGGAUAACUCUCUCUCUCUCUCUUUCUAUCUCUCACUUCUAUUCCAUAUAUAAGACUAAUAACGAGUUAAUUUAAUAUAACUAUACCUGUGUUUCAUACAAUAUUUUAAGUAUUUAAUGAAUAUGCAUCAGAUUACAUAACUGCAGCCGAUCCAGUAAGAAUAACAAUGAUUAUUAUUGUUUUACUACUAAUGCGAAUAUUACCUUUCAUUUUAUUCCUCGUCAAUUUCGAACAUUUACGAAGUCUGCUACUAGUCGAGUAAACAUAUACCACACAAGAGUAUUUUCGCCCGACCUACAAGCUGCAUGUAAAAGAUAGCGAGACUACGCGGGGUUGCAGACUUACGUGGAAAAGCAGUUGUUAGGUACACACUGGGGCAAUCC
Molecule: messenger RNA, 2808 nt
Organism: Penaeus indicus
Lineage: Eukaryota; Metazoa; Arthropoda; Malacostraca; Decapoda; Penaeidae
Exons: 5
Coding region: 4-1533 (509 amino acids)
Source: RefSeq, a predicted model, not a curated record